Molecule: messenger RNA, 603 nt
Organism: Helobdella robusta
Lineage: Eukaryota; Metazoa; Annelida; Clitellata; Rhynchobdellida; Glossiphoniidae
Exons: 4
Biological process (GO): chromatin remodeling
Cellular component (GO): nucleus
Molecular function (GO): catalytic activity
Source: RefSeq, a predicted model, not a curated record
AAUAGAGGCACGCUGAGAGGAAGGAGUUUGGAAAUGGUGGAGGAGUUGCAGAGGAGAAUGGUUGACGUGGCUGCAUUACAGGAAAUCAGAUGGAAGGGAGAGGGUACAAGGUUUGUAGGGGCUAAAGGUGGAAGGUAUAACUGGUAUUUAGGAGCAGAACGUGUUAAAAAUGGUGUUGGAAUUUUUGUCAGAAAACCGCUAGCCCAAGAAGUACUGGAUAUUAAAAGGAUUAAUUCACGUCUCAUGUGGAUCAAGUUUCGCAUAGAAAAGCAAACAAUGAUUAUUUUUUCUGCAUACGCUCCACAGACAGGCAAAUCAAAAGAGAUGAAAAAUAACUUCUGGACUGCAUUCUCUGACACCAUCUCAACAAUACCAAAAUCUGAAUCAAUCCUGAUUGGAGGAGAUCUCAAUGGCCACGUUGGAGAGAAAACAGAUGGUUUAGUCAACGUACAUGGCGGUUUUGGCUAUGGAGAUCGAAAUGAAGAUGUUAUACCUGGCGAAUCAUGUGUCGCCCAACAUAGACUCCUUGUGGCAGAAUUGGUUGUCGAACUGUCAAACAUAAGUCUAAACAAAUGCCUUGGAGAAUCUAACCGUGGAAGCUGA